AUGUGUGCAAUUGUGGCGAGACAACUUUGGCUCCAGAGGAAUAUGGUGGUUUAUGGGGCAUCCGCAUGGAGGAAACCUCAUGUCGAUUACAUUAAGGUUAAUUGGGAUGCAUCUCUUAAUGCACGAAAAAGUAGAGUGGGCAUAGGGGUGGUGGCUCGGGACCAUGCAGGAAGGGUGGUAGCUGUGCUCUCUGACUCCGAGGUCGCAACAACUGAUCCAGAGGGGGCGGAGACGCUUGCGACUUGUUAUGCAACAGAUAUGUGCCACUAUCUGGGCUUGCGGAAUGUGAUAUUGGAGGGAGAUGCCCUCAUGGUGGUUCGGUCCUUACAGAAGGGAAAAUGUCAUUGGGGUAGGCUGAGACAUGUGUUGAAUGAUACCACACAGAAGUUGCAAACAAUGCAAGAAUGGAGGGUUGAUCACAUCCCACAGGAGGCCAAUGUCGUUGCACAUAGAAUUGCUACGUUAGCGUUAUCUAUUCCAGAUAGGCAAAUUUGGGUUGAGGGGCCAACUUUUAAGCUAUGA
This is a messenger RNA of Corylus avellana, 522 nucleotides long. The record is from RefSeq and is a predicted model, not a curated record. Lineage: Eukaryota; Viridiplantae; Streptophyta; Magnoliopsida; Fagales; Betulaceae.